CGCAUGCGUAGCGGAUGUAGUUUUUUACAACAUGGCCGAGUAUGGAAAUGAUUAUGGGGAUCGAUACAGUGGUGGAGGAGGAGGUGGUGGUUAUGGAGGACGUAGAGGAGGCAGAAACCAAGAAAAGAAACCAUUACCCACGGAACCACCAUUCACUUGUUAUGUAGGGAAUUUACCUCAAGGACUUGUCCAGGGCGACUUGGAAAUUAUAUUUAAACACUUGCGGGUUCGUAGUGUACGUCUAGUCAGAGAUAAAGAAACAGAUAAAUUUAAAGGAUUCUCUUAUGUAGAAUUUGAAGACAUUGACUCUUUAAAGGAAGCUCUCACUUAUGAUGGGGCAUUAUUUGAAGAUAAAAAUAUCCGUGUUGAUGUAGCAGAGGGUAGAAAUAAAGACAAAGGUCAAGGAUUCCAAGGCAACCGAGGAAGAGACAGAGGAGGAUACCGAGGUCGAGGGGGCCGUGGUGGUCGAGGUGGCUACCAGGACCGAGGAGGUGACAACUGGGGAGGUGACCGGGGAUACUCUGACCGUGGGAGCUAUAACAGGGGAGGUUAUCGUGGUGACUAUGGAGGUGGCAGGGGUCGCCAGGAUGGAUUUGGUGGUAGGAAUCAGGAUGGUUUUGGUGGAAGAAACCAUGAUGGUUUCAGUGGUCGCUCCAGGCAAAGACAGAAUAGUGGACCUUCAGAAGAACUAAGGGAGCCAUCACCAGAGAGUGCAGCACAGCGCCCAAAAUUAAAACUUUUACCACGUAGUGUUAAAGAACCUGCAAAUGCAGCAGCUCCUGGGUCUAGAAAUGCCAGUAUAUUUGGCACUGGGAAACCCAGAGAUGCAACAAAUGAUGCUGAUGUUCCUACUGAUCGCAGUCGUACGACAAGUGAAAACAGCAACCAUUAGCUAUAAACAGAAAUCAUUAACCAAUUGUUUGUAAAUAUUGUAAAUUUCUUGUGUACAGAAUCACUCGAUACAUGUAAAUUUUUUGAAAUUUUGAGAAAAUUCUUAAAUAUUUCCAACAUAAUAUAAAUUCUGAAGUUAAGACUUGCGAUUUCAACAGACUUGAAAUAGUAUGAAGACAGAUUCACUCCAUUUCUUGUACUACUAUCCUAAAUUAAAAAUCUCCCUGUGUGAAAAUAGCUCUUGCAUCCAACAUCUGAGACUGAACCUCUGCUUCUAGUUGAACUAUACCAUUAGCAGUUGGAUUGUACUUGUUGUUAACUUAUAUAUUUGAUAUUGGAUGAAAUAUUUCAAUUAUUGUGACUGUAAAGCUGACAUGACCUGUUUUACAAGGGAUGAAGUAUCCAUGGGAUGAAGUAUCCUCACCUCGCUUUUUUCUCACUAUAUAUGUGAACAAUAAGAAUUGAUUUUGUUAAUGGAUUGUGUUGCAUACAUUUUGUUUCAAGGAGAAUAAUCUGUUUUAAGGGAUAACUAAAUUUGUUUGAAUUUCUUUUUAAUUUUGUUAAUUAGUUUAAAAUUAAAUAGAAAUUUAAUUGCAGAAAAAUAUAUUUUAGUGAGCAGAGAUUUGCUCUGCCUCAAUAAUCAAUUUGAUAUUCAUUCAAUGAUAUUUUUCAGUGUGCCACAAAACAUUUACACAAUAAAAAGAACCCUCUUCUCCUGCUCUCUCAUCUUUCUCAUGUAACAGUAGGGGCCAUAAGUAUUUGAGAACAAAAUACCCCUCCCCAACACCUAAUAUAGACAUCUAGGUCAUUUUUGGUGUAGUUUUUCCUAAAUUAUUUUUUCUAUGUGUGGGGGUGCAAAGGGGUAUCCAGUUCCCAAGGACCUAUGGUCAAAGGUACAUGUACAUGUAUUGCUUAUACUUUUGUUUUUAAGUGCAUGUACAUGGAUAUCAAUUGAAAUUGAACUGUGUUUGUUUUCAUGAAUUUCUGUGUGUGUGUUUGACAUAUCUGUUUCCCAUAGUUACAAGGAUCCAUUUAUAUUAAAAUUUCAUUGUGAAAGAUUCCGAGCAAUAUGUAGAAUUGUUUUACUGACGUUACCAGACAUAUGAAUACAUAAAUUUUCGGACACGUACAUGUCUUACUUUUAAUCCUUUUUUGUUGCGAAAGGUUGUAAGAAAAGAGGAAAAAAUUCUAAGCUACAUGUAUAUUAUUUAUUAUUUGUUUAUUUUUACUGUGCAACUGUCUUGUGGAAUAUACAUGUACAUUUUGUAGUAUAUUGAAGCUAUUGACUUUUUUUAGAACUGUUUUCACGUUUUCUGACCUUAAAUGUACUUGAACUUGUUUGCUUAAUUAUUCGUAGUUUUUCUUAAAUUCCUUUUGGAAAAAAUAUUUCUUAAUUUGAAAAAACAAAAAUCCUCCUGUGUUAAGCAUAUUGAUUUAGCAUAACAGUGCAUAUAUAUCAUAAGUACAGUUUAGAUAAUUAGAUUCAAAACUUCUUGUAUAUUGUUUAAUGAAAAAUUGGUUAUUUAAAGCACAUCUUCUUUUGAUUAAAUUGUGUUUUAUCAACACAGCUGAGAAAUUUUCAAUAGCAGUUGUAGAUUGUAAUGUUUUUAUUCUUGAUAUAUUAGCAUUUUUUGGCAGAUUGAAGUAAAAACUUGAUGUUAAAUAUUUAAAUACAUGUAUGUAACAAUUCUAUUUUUAUCAAUUUAAUUAUGAUAAAAAAUUGAUGAUUUUUUUUUUAUAAUGUGUUAAAAUUAUGUGUAUGAUCACAUUGAGAUGAGGAAACUUGUUUUUACUUGUGAGAUAUGGCAUACAUGGUGCUCAUUUGUGUGUGCUGAUGUACAUAUCUCUUGUCCAUUAUAGUGUCUGUGAAUAUAUAUAUAUACCCAUUAUACCAUUGUGAUGUCAUGCAUUGGUGUUACAAUUUUUUUGUACAUUGAAGUUUAAACCAUGAUGUACAUGAAGCAGAAUUAAAACAUUGAAAGAAAA
Molecule: messenger RNA, 2877 nt
Organism: Saccostrea echinata
Lineage: Eukaryota; Metazoa; Mollusca; Bivalvia; Ostreida; Ostreidae
Product: eukaryotic translation initiation factor 4H-like
Exons: 7
Coding region: 32-892 (286 amino acids)
Molecular function (GO): RNA binding
Source: RefSeq, a predicted model, not a curated record